This is a messenger RNA of Fonsecaea multimorphosa CBS 102226, 5241 nucleotides long. RefSeq lists its product as uncharacterized. The transcript has 2 exons. Gene Ontology annotation, biological process: DNA-templated transcription. Gene Ontology annotation, molecular function: DNA-directed RNA polymerase activity; DNA binding. The record is from RefSeq and is a predicted model, not a curated record. NCBI's taxonomy places the organism in Eukaryota, Fungi, Ascomycota, Eurotiomycetes, Chaetothyriales, Herpotrichiellaceae. The coding region runs from base 1 to 5241 and encodes 1746 amino acids. Gene Ontology annotation, cellular component: RNA polymerase I complex.
AUGGCAGGAUACGUCAAACCAAUUCCCGCGGCCACCGGCGGCCUGGCCUUUUCCCGACUACAGUCCGACGACAUCAGAAGGAUUUCGGUCAAGAGAAUCCAUGUCACUCCAGCUCUGGAUUCCAUGUUUGGUCCGAUACCAGGAGGUCUGCAUGAUCCCGCACUAGGUGCUAUUCAGGCGCUGGAUGCAAACUGUUCUACAUGUCGCAUGAAUGCAAUCCACUGCACCGGGCACUGCGGACACAUUGAACUUCCCGUCACUUGCUACCAUCCACAAUAUAUCGACUCUACCCUCCGCCUCUUACGUGCGAAAUGUGCCUACUGUCAUCGGUUCAAGGCGGCGGAGAACUUCGUCAACCAAACAGUGUGCUCACUCCGAUUGCUGCAGUAUGGGCUGGUGGAGGAUUACCACAAAAUCCAGAGCAUUCACCUCAGAGGAGGACUGCCAAGGACACCGAAGAAGACAAGCUCGGACCAAAUGGUGGAAGAUGUGAUGGAACUCGAGCCAGAUGAAGAGAUCGCGGACCUUAUUGACCGGAGAACGAGGAUGACGAACCGGGCUAUCAGAUCCGCUCGCAAGGAGAACCGUAUCGAUGACCAGGCCCUGAUCCGAAAUCCCAUAGCCAUUUCUGCCCGGAAGGAUGUCAUUGCAGGUUUCCUCAGGGAAGUCCCCAAUCUGAAGAAAUGCGCCAACUGCGGCGGUGCCAACACCCCGUAUAGAAAAGAUAGAAGCGUCAAGAUCUUCAGGUUACCACUUGCAAAGAUGCAAAAGGAUGCCAUGUAUGUCCUUGGGAAAAAGGCGCCGAACCCUCUUCUGUUUCUCCGGUCCGAGCAGACUCAGAAAGAGGAAGUGAAAAAGACCACCAUCGUCAAUGGAGUCCAUGACGAGGACAUCGAGAUGUCCGAUGGCGACGAGGCAGAGCAGACAGAAUUACAUGGAGCAGAGGAAGAAAUCGCCAUGCGCAAUGCGUUAGAGACAUCAUCAAAGUCAAAGAACGCCGAAAUCGAGGAUGAAGACGAUGUACAAGCGUAUAUGACAACGAGUGAGGUUCACGCUGCGCUCACUUUACUGUUUGACCGAGAGCAGGAAGUCCUUCAGUUGCUGUAUGCCUCUCAGCCUGGUCGAAAGGCCGUUCGGGUAUCUCCGGAUAUGUUUUUUGUCACAGCAGUGCUUGUUCCACCGAAUCGUUAUCGCCCUUUGGCAAGACAUGGGCCCAACCAGAUGCUGGAGAAUCAGUUAAAUGCUACCCUCAACAAAAUUAUCAAAGCGGCAGGUGAUGUUCAGCGCAUCUCACGAGAGUCGAAAAGAGCAAAGGUCGACCCAACCGUCAGACCUCGGAAUUUGAACGAGAGCCUGCAAGCCGCAAUCGUCCUUCAAGAGGCGGUCAAUGCCCUUAUUGAUUCCCCCGUACCUGUAUCCGGCAGACCAACUGACCAAGGCAUAAAGCAAAUUCUGGAGAAGAAGGAAGGUCUUUUCCGAAUGCAUAUGAUGGGGAAGCGCGUCAACUUCGCUGCUCGCAGUGUCAUAUCGCCCGAUCCGAACAUUGAAACCAACGAAAUCGGCGUACCUCUAGUUUUCGCGAAGAAGCUGACCUAUCCCGAACCGGUGACAAGUCACAACUUUGAGGAAUUAAGCAAGGCAGUGAUCAAUGGCACCGAAAAGUACCCAGGAGCGGCAGCCAUUGAGAAUGAGAACGGGAUGGUUCUCAGCCUGAAGCGCAAGACGAUCGAACAAAGGAGAGCCCUAGCAAAACAGUUAAUGACAUCGACUGUCCCCGGGGCGAAGGGGGAGAAUGGCAAGAAAGUAUACCGGCAUCUUCAGACGGGCGACGUGGUCAUCAUGAAUCGUCAACCUACUCUGCACAAGCCCUCCAUGAUGGGUCACCGUGCCCGCGUGUUAACGAAUCAAAAGACCAUUCGAAUGCAUUAUGCCAACUGCAACACCUACAACGCCGACUUCGAUGGUGACGAGAUGAACAUGCAUUUCCCUCAGAAUGAGCUAGCGCGAACUGAGGCUCUUCAAAUCGCAGAUACGGAUCACCAGUAUCUUUCCGCGACUGCCGGUAAACCGCUGCGUGGGUUGAUUCAAGACCAUAUAUCUAUGGGCGUUCAGUUUACCAGUCGAGACGUAUUCUUCGAUCGAGAUCAGUAUCAGCAGUUGCUUUAUAGCUGUCUCAGGCCUGAAGAUUACAAUACCGUGUUCGACAAGAUCCAACUGGUGGAGCCAGCAAUAUUAAAGCCCAAAAUGAUGUGGACUGGCAAGCAAGUCAUCACGACAGUAUUGAAAAAUAUCACGCCGGAGAGAUUUCGUGGCAUCAACCUUACCAGUAAAUCAUCAACGUCGUCAGACUCAUGGGGCGAAAAGACGUCUGACGAACCCGAGCAAUGGACUGUUAGCAGGAACAAGAUAGUGUUCAGAGACACGGAGCAAGUCGUCAUUUUCAAAGACGGUGAGCACCUUUGCGGAAUUCUCGACAAGAGCCAACUUGGCCCCAGUGCAGGAGGUCUCAUCCACUCAGUGCACGAAAUCUACGGACACAUCACUGCGGGCAAAUUGUUGAGCAUCCUCGGCCGACUUCUCACAAGAUUUCUCAAUGAGCGCGCCUGGACGUGUGGAAUGGAUGAUCUCUAUCUCACACCUCAAGGUGACAAUGAACGGCGACAGGAACUGAAUAAAGCAAAACAGAUCGGCCUGGAGGUCUCAACGGAGUAUGUGACGUUGAAAUCCGGCGAGGCCGACCAAGAAAACCCUGAACUCCUCACCCGGCUUGAAAACGUGCUCCGUCACGAUGAGCAGCUCAAUGGUCUGGACCAGGUUUACAAGGCCAAAGUCAAAUCAAUCACGGACAACAUUUCCAAAGCCUGUCUGCCGGCUGGUCUUCGAAAGCCAUUCCCUCGAAACCAGAUGCAAGCAAUGACGAUUUCUGGGGCCAAAGGGUCCAGCGUGAACGCAAAUCUCAUUUCUUGCAAUCUUGGUCAGCAGGUUCUGGAAGGACGUAGAGUUCCGGUCAUGGUCAGUGGUAAGACACUACCAUCCUUCCGAGCUUUUGAGACGGAUCCUGCAGCUGGUGGAUAUGUAUCAGGGCGAUUCUUGACAGGUAUCAAGCCACAGGAAUAUUAUUUCCACGCCAUGUCUGGCAGAGAGGGCUUGAUCGAUACAGCCGUGAAAACGUCCAAAUCUGGUUACCUACAGCGCUGUAUCGUUAAGGGGCUCGAAGGUCUUCGAACAGAGUAUGACACGUCAGUACGAGAGAGUUCGAACGGGAGUAUUGUUCAGUUCCUGUACGGAGAAGAUGGACUCGAGGUCACCAAGCAGAAGCAUCUGAAAGAAUUCACUUUCCUCGCUGAAAAUCACCAGUCUGUCGCGACACUUAUGAAUGCGGAAGAAGUGAUUCCCAAACUCCCGCAGUCGGAGUUGGAUGAAGAGCAGAAGAAAAUCCUCAAGUCACUGAAGAAAUCCAAGCAAAAAGACCCGUUGACAGCUUCCUUCAGCCCCGCGAGCCAUUUCGGAAGCACCUCAGAGUCAUUUGCGACAGCCUUGACUGAAUACCUCAAGAAGGACCCGAACAGACUUAUUAGAGACAAGAAGACAAAUCCGGACGGGACACUUGGCAAGAAGACCUUUCGAGCCCUUAUGGAUUUAAAGUACAUGAAAUCCAUCGUUGAGGCCGGGGAGGCCGUCGGAGUUGUCGCAGCACAAUCUGUGGGAGAACCUUCUACCCAGAUGACACUGAAUACUUUCCACUUGGCUGGCCAUUCGGCAAAGAACGUCACCCUCGGUAUUCCUCGAUUGCGGGAGAUCAUUAUGACUGCUAGUGCGAACAUAAUGACCCCAACGAUGACACUCAAGCCCAUCGAAGAGUUGAACAAUACUGAAGGAGAGCGCUUUGCCAAAAGCAUCAGCCGCUUGCCGCUCUCUCAUGUCAUUAGUGACAUGUCCGUCACCGAGAGGACUGGCGGCGGGGCAGGGCACGAGAACGAAAGAAUCUACGACAUUCGAAUAGACUUGUACGAACCAGAGGAAUACGAGGAGGAGUAUGCCAUCAAAAGGGCGGACGUCCAACGAUGCUUUGAAAGGAUGUUCCUUCCGAGAUUGGAUAAGAUGAUCAAGGCCGAAUUCAAGAAGAAGGCAAAAGAGGCCAACCGCUCGGAAGUUACGGCGGCUGUCCCAAAUGUCGGCGCGUCGGUCGGGGUCGACGAGGGAGCCAGGACAAGAGCUCCAAGAGCUACUGAAAACGAAGGUGGGGAAGACGACAUCGAUGAAGACGCUGAUCCAGACGACGCCAAAGAUAUGGCUGCCAGACGCAGAAGAGAGAACACAUUCGACGAGCCUGAUGAGGAGGAAGAAGCCAUAGCGCGGGAAUCAGGCGAUGAAGCCAUGAGUGAUGACGACGGCGACAUGGACGAGGAAGAAAAGAAGUUGCGCGCCAGUCAAAAGGCUAAGAAAUAUCAGAAUGCUCAAAACCUUCGUGAACUGGAUCCAGACGAUGAGGCAGAUGACGCCGAAGAUUCGGCAGAUGAAGCCCGACUCAACCAGUUGAAGAGCCAACUCGAUCACCUCAAACGUUUCAUCUUCGCAAGAAACCAGGGCAAGUCCUGCCGCAUUGUCCUCAGCUACAGCUCUCGAACCCCCAAGCUGCUUCUCCUCCCUCUCCUGGAAAAAUGCGCUCACAUGUCAGUCAUUCAAUCGAUCCCCGGUCUCGGUGUUUGCACGCAGUUUAUGGAAGAAGUCCACGGGCCUGACGGAAGACCACUCAGACGUGUUGACCCGGAGACGAACAAGGAAGAGAUAGUCAAGCAGCCGAUGAUCACGACCGAAGGGGUCAAUCUUUUGGCGAUGCGCGACUACCAGGACCAAAUCUACCCACAUUCAAUUUACACCAAUUCAGUGCACGAUAUGUUGAAAUACUACGGAGUCGAGGCGGCGCGAGCGGCGAUUGUCAAGGAAAUCGACACUGUCUUUAAAGGACACGGAAUCGGUGUAGAUGCACGGCAUCUAAGUCUCAUUGCUGAUGCCAUGACGCAUUCCGGCAGUUAUCAGCCUUUCAGCCGGCAUGGUCUCGUAAAAGAAGGGGGAAGCUUAUUGGCAAAGAUGAGCUUCGAGACGGUCAUGGGAUUCCUCAAGGACGCGGUGUUAUUCGGAGAACGGGAUCCGUUGCUGGGUCCUAGCGCACGCAUUGUGGCAGGGAGGAGAGGAAAUAUCGGCACGGGUGCGUUUGAUGUAGUCAUGCCUGUACAUUGA